AUGGUGGGUGAAAGUCCGUACCUCAUCUCAGAUCUGGACCGGAGAGGCCAGCGGAGAUCCUUUGUAGAAAGAUAUGAUCCCAGCCUGAAGACCAUGAUUCCAGUACGACCCUAUGCAAGACUGGCAUCCAACCCAGUGGAUGAUGCAGGCUUGCUGUCCUUUGCCACAUAUUCCUGGCUUACACCGGUGAUGCAGAGAAGCUACAAGAGCACACUCACUGUGGACACCCUGCCCCCACUGUCACCUUAUGACUCAUCUGACACCAAUGCCAAAAGAUUUCGAGUCCUUUGGGAUGAGGAGAUAGAAAAGGUGGGUGCUGAGAAGGCCUCUCUGUGCCGAGUGGCCUGGAAAUUCCAGAGGACACGUGUGCUGAUGGAUGUCGUAGCCAAUAUCCUCUGCAUCGUCAUGGCAGCCCUUGGGCCAACAGUUCUCAUUCACCAGAUCCUCAAGUACACUGAGAGUAACUCUGGGAAAAUCUGGGUUGGCAUCAGUCUGUGCCUAGCCCUUUUUGCCACUGAGUUUACCAAAGUCCUCUUUUGGGCGCUUGCCUGGGCCAUAAAUUACCGCACAGCCAUCCGGUUGAAGGUGGCCCUCUCCACUUUGAUUUUCGAAAACCUGGUGUCCUUCAAGACAUUGGCACACAUCUCUGCUGGAGAGGUGCUCAACGUACUAUCAAGUGAUAGCUACUCCUUGUUUGAAGCCGCCUUAUUCUGUCCCUUGCCAGCCACCAUCCCCAUCCUAAUGAUCGUUUGUGCAGUGUAUGCCUUUUUCAUUUUGGGACCCACAGCUUUCAUUGGGAUAUCUGUGUAUCUCAUAUUCAUCCCAAUCCAGAUGUUUAUGGCUAAGCUCAAUUCAACUUUCCGAAGAUCAGCAAUUUCUGUGACAGACAAGCGAGUUCAGACAAUGAAUGAGUUUCUAACCUGCAUCAAACUGAUUAAAAUGUACGCCUGGGAGAAAUCAUUUACAAACACCAUUCAAGAUAUAAGAAAGAGGGAAAGAAAAAUCCUGGAAAAAGCUGGCUAUGUCCAAAGUGGAAACUCAGCCCUGGCCCCCAUUGUGUCCACCAUUGCCAUCGUGUCAACUUUCACCUGCCAUGUCCUCCUGAAGCGCAAGCUCACUGCCCCUGUGGCAUUUAGUGUGAUUGCCAUGUUUAAUGUAAUGAAGUUUUCAAUUGCGAUUUUGCCUUUCUCGGUCAAAGCAGCAGCUGAAGCCAAAGUCUCUCUAAAGAGAAUGAAGAAAAUUCUCGUAGCUAAAAGUCCCCCAUCUUACAUCACUCAACCAGAAGAUCCAGAUACUAUGUUGUUUUUGGCAAAUGCCACCUUGACAUGGGAACAAGAAACCUGCAUGAAAGAUGAUCCAAGGAAAGUGAAGAAACAGACAAGGCAAUUUUUCAAGAAACCGAGGCCAGACAUAUACAGUGAGCCGAGUCCAUCUGCCCAGGAAGUUUCCAGCACAGAGGAGCAAAGUGGCAGCCCUAAAUCAGUUCUGCACAACAUAAACUUUGUGGUGAGAAAGGGUAAAGUCCUGGGAAUCUGUGGAAAUGUUGGAAGUGGGAAGAGCUCCCUCAUUUCAGCUCUCCUAGGACAGAUGCAGUUACAGAGAGGAGUAGUGGCCGUCAAUGGCUCUCUGGCUUACGUUUCACAGCAAGCGUGGAUCUUUCAUGGAAAUGUGAGAGAAAACAUAUUAUUUGGAGAAAAGUACAAUCAUCAAAGGUAUCAGCACACAGUGCGUGUCUGUGGCCUCCAGAAGGAUCUCAGCAACCUCCCUUAUGGAGACCUGACUGAGAUCGGGGAGCGGGGUCUCAACCUCUCUGGGGGGCAGAGGCAGAGGAUCAGCCUGGCCCGUGCUGUCUACUCUGACCGUCAGCUCUACCUGCUGGAUGACCCCCUGUCAGCCGUGGAUGCCCACGUGGGGAAGCAUGUCUUUGAGGAGUGCAUUAAGAAGACACUUAGGGGGAAGACUGUUGUCCUUGUGACCCAUCAACUGCAGUUUUUAGAGUACUGUGAUGAAGUCAUUUUGUUAGAAGAUGGAGAGAUUUGUGAAAAGGGGACCCACAAGGAGUUGAUGGAGGAAAGAGGGCGUUAUGCAAAACUGAUUUACAACCUCCGAGGGUUGCAGUUCCAGGAUCCUGAGCACAUUUACAACACAGCCAUGGUAGAAGCCCUGAAGGAGAGCCCUUCCAGGAAAGAUGAAGAUGCUGUUUCAACUCCAGGAGAUGAGAAAGUUGAAGGAAAAGAACCUGAAACAGAAUCAGAGCUUGCAGACACGAAAGCUCCUGAGCACCAGCUCAUCCAGACUGAGUCCCCCCAGGAAGGAAUUGUGACCCUGAAGACGUAUCACACAUACAUUAAGGCUUCUGGAGGGUAUCUCCUCUCUCUCUUUGUAGUGUCCCUCUUCUUCCUGAUGAUGGGCAGCUCUGCCUUCAGUGCCUGGUGGCUGGGUCUAUGGUUAGACAAGGGCUCACAGAUCAUGUGCGGGCCCCAUGGCAACAAGAGCACGUGUGAGGUUGGUGCAAUCAUGGCAGGCACUGGGCAUCACAUGUACCAGCGAGUGUACGCAGCAAGCAUGGUAUUUGUGGUGGUGUUUGGCAUCAUCAAAGGCAUCACCUUCACCAAGACUGCACUGAAGGCAUCCUCCUCAUUGCACGAUAGAGUGUUCUAUAAGAUCUUAAAGAGCCCGAUGAGCUUCUUUGACACCACUCCUACUGGCAGGCUAAUGAACCGCUUUUCCAAAGAUAUGGACGAGCUGGAUGUCAGGCUGCCAUUUCAUGCGGAGAACUUUCUGCAGCAGUUUUUUAUGGUGCUGUUCAUUCUGGUGAUAUUGGCUGCUGUGUUUCCUGUUGUUCUUUUGGUCCUGGUUGUCCUUGCUAUAGUCUUCUCCCUUCUUUUACGUAUUUUCCACCGAGGAGUGCAGGAGCUGAAGCAGGUGGAGAACAUCAGCCGGUCACCCUGGUUCUCCCACAUCACCUCUUCCAUGCAGGGCCUUGGCGUCAUUCAUGCCUACAACAAAACAGAGGACUGCAUCAAUAAGUUUAAGAUGCUAAAUGAUGAAAAUUCCAGCCACCUCCUCUACUUCAACUGUGCUCUCAGGUGGUUUGCUCUAAGGAUGGACGUGCUCAUGAAUAUCGUCACCUUCGUUGUGUCCUUGUUGGUGACUCUGAGUUUUUCCUCCAUCAGUGCUUCAUCCAAAGGCUUGUCAUUGUCUUACAUUAUCCAGCUCAGUGGACUGCUCCAGGUGUGUGUGCGCACAGGAACUGAGACCCAGGCCAAGUUCACCUCUGUGGAACAGUUAAGGGAGUAUAUUUUGACCUGUGUUCCUGAACACACUCAUCCCCUCAGAGAGGGGUCCUGUCCUAAGGAUUGGCCAAGCCGUGGGGAGAUAACGUUCAAAGACUACCGGAUGAGAUACAGAGCCAACACUCCCCUGGUUCUCAAUGGGCUGAACUUGAACAUCCAGAGUGGGCAGACUGUUGGGAUUGUUGGAAGAACUGGUUCUGGAAAGUCAUCACUGGGAAUGGCCUUGUUCCGUCUGGUGGAGCCCGCCAGUGGCACCAUCUUCAUUGAUGAGGUGGAUAUCUGCACCGUGGGUCUGGAGGACCUCCGAAGCAAGCUGACUAUGAUCCCCCAGGAUCCUGUCCUGUUUGUAGGUACAGUAAGGUUCAACUUGGAUCCCUUUGGGAGUCACAGCGAUGAAGUGCUCUGGCAGGUUCUGGAAAGAACGUUCAUGAGAGACACAAUAAUGAAACUCCCAGAAAAAUUACAAGCAGAAGUCACAGAAAGUGGAGAAAACUUCUCAGUGGGGGAACGUCAGCUUCUUUGUAUGGCCAGAGCACUUCUCCGUAAUUCAAAAAUCAUUCUCCUUGAUGAAGCCACUGCCUCCAUGGACUCCAAGACAGAUACCCUUGUCCAGAGCACCAUCAAAGAUGCCUUCAAAGGCUGCACAGUGUUGACCAUCGCCCACCGUCUAAACACGGUUCUCAACUGUGACAUCGUCUUGGUCAUGGAAAAUGGGAAGGUGAUUGAGUUUGACAAGCCUGAAGUCCUCGCAGAGAAGCCAGAUUCUGCAUUUGCAAUGCUGCUAGCAGCAGAAGUUGGGUUGUAAAAGUCCCAGCAGCUGUCUUGAGAGGAGGAGGAGGGGGAGGCUGUGUGGGAAGAGGAGUCUGCUCUCAUCUCAGCAAGCAGCCCUGGUCACAGCCUCCCACCUAUGGAGGAGCAUGGGCCAAGUUGAGGAGCUGGGGCAUGGCCCCUUCCCUGCCCAGCUCAUGUACCUUACCUCAUCUGGCAGGCUUGGGAUUGGUUCCCAGUGGUGAACAGAGGCCCAUGAAGCUAUGAAUUAAAAGAAAAACUUCCCUUCCCCCUCCUAACACCCUGAGGGUCCCUCAUGAGUCCCUACCAACACCACCCUCAUGCCUAAGAAUGGAAAUGCAACUUCCUGUUAAAAACCAGUCAAAACCAUCAGAACAGGGGAAAUACCCAUGGAUGAGGUUUACAAGGGUUUCCUUGUCUUGUCAACAGAGGGGAAAGAGCGAAGCUUUCUUCCUGUUUAAUUUUCACAUCUACCUUGAUAUGUGACAAACUAUAACUUCACACAUCUGUAGCAUGAGAGCUUGAUUAUAGUGUUUG
Molecule: messenger RNA, 4622 nt
Organism: Dipodomys ordii (Ord's kangaroo rat)
Lineage: Eukaryota; Metazoa; Chordata; Mammalia; Rodentia; Heteromyidae
Gene: Abcc12
Product: ATP-binding cassette, sub-family C (CFTR/MRP), member 12
Exons: 29
Coding region: 1-4101 (1366 amino acids)
Biological process (GO): transmembrane transport
Cellular component (GO): membrane
Molecular function (GO): ABC-type transporter activity; ATP hydrolysis activity; ATP binding
Source: RefSeq, a predicted model, not a curated record